AUGGCGAUAAAGUCUUUGCUGUCUCGGCCAUUUGAUCUCCUCAUAUUCAUAUUCUUCUUGACACACAUUCCAAUCACUAUUUUUAUCGAUUCACAAUCAGUGUUGCCGAGGUCAUGGUACGCUGAUGGCGCUGUCAACAUGCUGGAAUGGUAUGUUGAACAAUUCGGGGAUCCAUUGGUGAAGGACAGCCCAUCAUGGUUCAGAGUGCUGGUGUGGAACGAGAUAUUGCUGCAACUACCAUUCUUCUUUGUUGGAGCAUACGCGUUUGCAGCAGGCAAAAGAUGGAUCAGGCAGCCAGCAAUAGUGUAUGGUGUCUCCACCGCAACAACCCUGCUGCCAAUCUUGGGUGAGCUUGUGCUCACUCCUGCAAAGGCGGGUGUCCGUCGAACAGAGCUGAUUCUUUUCUACCUGCCGUACCUGCUUGUGCCCUUGGCACUGGCGGUACGCAUGCUCUUGGUGGAAGAUAUCUUCCCACAGAGGCCACGGCGCCCUGUCAGCAGGAAGAGGGUGUAG
Coccomyxa subellipsoidea C-169 is the source of this 513-nucleotide messenger RNA. RefSeq lists its product as hypothetical. Gene Ontology annotation, cellular component: endoplasmic reticulum. Lineage: Eukaryota; Viridiplantae; Chlorophyta; Trebouxiophyceae; Coccomyxaceae. Bases 1 to 513 code for a protein of 170 amino acids. The record is from RefSeq and is a predicted model, not a curated record. The transcript has 4 exons.